Messenger RNA from Leucoraja erinaceus (little skate), 1726 nucleotides. Its product is annotated as di-N-acetylchitobiase-like. The record is from RefSeq and is a predicted model, not a curated record. Bases 75 to 932 code for a protein of 285 amino acids. Gene Ontology annotation, biological process: carbohydrate metabolic process; chitin catabolic process. The transcript is spliced from 5 exons. Gene Ontology annotation, cellular component: extracellular region. NCBI's taxonomy places the organism in Eukaryota, Metazoa, Chordata, Chondrichthyes, Rajiformes, Rajidae. Gene Ontology annotation, molecular function: chitinase activity.
AUUAGACCGUUCUCUUCCCAAUGGGAGUAAAUCCCAUCACAGUGGGAGAUAUCAAUUAAGGUACAUGAAAAGUAAUGUUUUUGUUAAUAAUCCUGGACACAAUGUUUCUAUUUCUUUGUUUUUUACCAGAGCAAAUACAUAAAAAUGAAAUUGUUGACAUUCGUCUCCGAUCAUCUUGGAUAAACAAAACAUUGGACGUGAUUCAAAAAAAUUAUUGUGACGGAGUUCAUUUGAGAUUUGGUUCUGUCCAUGACACUUCAUUUAUUAUCGACCUGCCCCUCCUAUUUGAAGAGAUCAAAACCAGGUUUACACAAAGAAUACCAGGAUCUCAGAUCUCAUUUUACGCUCCUUGGAAUUGUAAAACCGGUAAUACAAUUUGCUCUGCCAUUGUCUCGGCUUCCAAAUAUGCCGAUCAUGUACAUGUGACCUCGUUUAACGUGCAGAAGCAUAUGUUGCUGGGUUGCUUUGCAAAGGCAAAUGCUCCCUAUCACCAGACCCUGACAGGAAUCUCCCAUUAUAUCGACAAGGGCGUUAAUUCCAGGAAGAUAAUAUUGACCCUUCCAUGGUUCGGUUAUGAUUAUACUUGCAAUCGCUUUAUUGAGGCAGGUGGAUGUGAAAUAAGUGCGCCCUGCGGUAGUAUCAACGCACCCAGGAUGCCCUACCACAAUAUCAUGAACCUUUUGCCCAAGUCAAUGUCCGGUAGGAUUUGGGAUGACGACUAUAAAGCCCCAUUUUUUGUCUACAAGAAAGAUAAGGUGUUCCACGAGGUGUGGUACGAUGAUCCAGAGAGCAUUUCAUGGAAGACGACUUUCUUGAAGAAGUUCAAGCUGGGAGGCAUUGGCAUUUGGAAGGUAGAUUUUGCCAACUAUAGUUCUGAUCCCAUUACUGCGAUGAAAACUGAAGAGAUGUGGAACGCUCUCUGCCCUCCCUGAGAGAAACGCCAAGCUUACGGUCAUUUUAUUGUUAUAAAUGUGACCAUUACACUUUGCAAUUAAACCUGGCUUUGAGUGAGCUAACACUGAACACACACACAAUUAAAAUAUUCAUGCAGAUCUGGGGAUUAGUGCUUUGUCUAAAGACGGAAUUAUUAUCCAUUGAAUAAAAACAAUACAACUCAUCCCUUCCCACACAAACCAUUACCUCCCAAGGAACCUUCCCCUGCAGCUACAGGAGAUGCAACACCUGGCGCUAUACCUCCUCCCUCGACUCUGUCCAGGGACCCUCCUUUCAGGUUAGGCAAAGAUUCACUUGCACCUCCUCUGACCUCAUCCACUGUAUCCGUUGUUCCAGAUGUGGACUCUUAUACAUUGACGAGACCAAACGUAACUGGGCGAUCGUUUCGCUGAACACCUUCGCUCAGUCUGCCUGAAGCUACCUGAUCUCCCGUUUGCUGGACACUUUAAUUCUGCUUUCGAUUCCUACACAGACCUUUUUGUCCUAGGUCUCCACAAUCAGUACACCUUUCCUGCCUUUUCUCCAUAUCCCUUAGCUCCACGACCUGUUAGCAAUGACCUGUUUCUUUUAUCACCCAUUCCUUCUCUCCAGAGAUGCUGCCUGUCCCGCUGAGUUACUCCAGCUUUUUGUGUCUAUCUUCUAUAUAAUUUUAGUUUAGUUUAAUAUUGCCAUGUGUAUGGAGGGACAGUGAAAAGCUUUUUGUUUCAUGCUAUCCAGUCAGUGAAAAGACUACAUAUGAUUACAAUCAAGGUCAAGGAUAGUAUGGUGCAAC